Messenger RNA from Saxophila tyrrhenica, 1176 nucleotides. It is a transcript of the gene BUB3, whose product is annotated as mitotic spindle checkpoint protein Bub3. The coding region runs from base 1 to 1176 and encodes 391 amino acids. Gene Ontology annotation, molecular function: ubiquitin binding. The record is from RefSeq and is a predicted model, not a curated record. Gene Ontology annotation, biological process: mitotic spindle assembly checkpoint signaling. Gene Ontology annotation, cellular component: kinetochore; nucleoplasm; bub1-bub3 complex. The transcript has a single exon. Lineage: Eukaryota; Fungi; Ascomycota; Dothideomycetes; Mycosphaerellales; Extremaceae.
AUGGGCUCACUACAGGAACUCCCAGAUCCACCUUCGGAUGCGCUCACAAGCCUCCGCUGGUCUCACGAUGGCAACUCACUUCUCGUUGGGUCCUGGGGCAAGGAUGUUCGGGUAUACCGCAGGAACGCUGAGGAUCGAAACACCUUCUCACUUCAGCACAAAGUGACCACCGAAUACCCACGGCUCGAUGUCUGCUGGGGCAAGCCCGGAUCUAACGUGGGUUAUGCUGUCGGUGUUGAGCGCGAUGUUCGCCAGUUCGACUUCGACGCCGGCACUCAGUCAGUGUUAAGCUCACACGACGAACCCAGCAACAAAGUCGACUACAGCCCCGAUCACAACGUUCUCAUCUCCACCAGCUGGGACGGCACGAUGCACGUGCACGACCCGGAUAGCGGAAGAUUCAUCAGUGUUAGGCUAGCUGCGAAACCACUGGCCCUUUCGCUUACCGCAGAGCGUGUAGUCGUGGCGAUGGUUGAGCGGAAGGUGUCAAUCUACGACCUCAAAGCGCUUCGGACCUUACUCGACCAAACAGGCAACACGGCAGAGCAUGAUGACCAUCUCGAAAUUCAGCCCUGGCAGGAAAGGGACAGCAGUCUCAAGUUCAUGACGCGUGCUGUAGCAUGUAUGCCCGACGGCACCGGGUUUGUCACCUCUUCUAUCGAAGGACGAGUCGGUGUCGAAUGGUUCAAUCCUGAGACGGACGGCGAGGCUUACGCCUUCAAGUGUCAUCGCCAAGUUCAUCAUCUUCCAACCCCAGAAGGUGGCGAAGAAGAAGUCGACGUAGUGUAUCCCGUGAAUGCAUUGGCGUUCCACCCAACGUUCGGCACCUUUGCGACCGGUGGUGGCGAUGGUGGCGUGGCGCUCUGGGAUGCGAAGACGAAGCGACGAGUGCGAGUCUACCAGAAUCUCGAAGCUAGCGUCGCGGCUCUGGACAUUUCGCCGGAUGGAAAGUCGCUGGCGAUAGCAAUCAGCCCCGGCUUCGAGGAGAGCAAAUUCAACAAGGCGAAAGAAGAGGGCAGGGCUGUGAACAGGGAAGACGGGACGGCGGAUCCCAAGGAGUACUUUGAGCAGCUGGACUCUAGUCGAGUCAAGAUUGUGGUGCGAGAGUUUGCGGAAGGCGAGGCCAAGGCAAAGCCGAAGGAGAAGAAAGCGAAAGGGGAGAAGAAGGAGGGUUGA